AUGCGCCUCUCGAGCUUCCUCGUCCUCCUCGCAGCUGUGCUGGCCACGGCUGCUACUCCCUCCCUCAGCCGCCCUCUUCAAGCCUCGCAGGCGAUGAAUGAUAGCCAAAUCCUCGUGUCUCCCUCUGGUAGGGCAGGUCAAGGAGCCAUCGAUGGCCAAGUCGAAGCCGAAGAGGUCGACUCCACUGCGCUUGAACGCCCAGGCGCGCUCAGCCUGCUCCUCUGGCAAGUCUUGAGUGGGUCGACAGUCAGCAUGCAGACAAGGGACAGAUCUGCUGUCAACUGUCCAAGUUAUGGAAAGUACAGAUCGUGCCUUCCGAAUAAGAACGCCGGACCUCAUCAGCACUGCGACCAAUACACGAGGGAUUGUGGGUUGAAGAAGGGGAAGAAAGCUGGUAAAGCUGGCCGGCUCUUCGACCCAUCGCAGAGUCCUAAAGCGAAAGCGGCACCAAAGCCGGAGGCCACUCAAAACGAAGCCGCCUCGCAGGCUGCUGCAGCUCAGGAGGAGAAGAAGGUUGCGAAGCCUGAGGCCGACAAAGAUGAGGCCGACAAAGACCUUUCGCAAGCCGCUGGAGCUCAAGAGAAGGAGAAGGCUGCAAAGCCGGAGGCCGCUGAGAAGGAAGCUGAUCAAGAUCUCUCGCGGGCUGCGGGUGCAGAAGAGGAGGAGGUAGAAGAGGAGGCGCGACGCCGUGAGAACUACGAAGCGCGAAGCAGCAAGGGAAGGGAGGACGAGACGCUCUGGACGUGA
Jaminaea rosea is the source of this 747-nucleotide messenger RNA. RefSeq lists its product as hypothetical. Bases 1 to 747 code for a protein of 248 amino acids. The transcript is spliced from 3 exons. NCBI's taxonomy places the organism in Eukaryota, Fungi, Basidiomycota, Exobasidiomycetes, Microstromatales. The record is from RefSeq and is a predicted model, not a curated record.